UGGAGAAGCUGCUUAAGGAGAUGAGAUCAGAGUCGUUGACUUUGGUCCUGGUCAACUUCGCCGGAAUAAUGGAGCGCGCCGACGAGUCGUUGCUGCCGGGAGUGUACAAGGAGGUCGGAGCGGCCCUGCAUACCGACCCCACCGGAUUGGGCUCCCUCACGCUCUUCAGAUCCAUAGUCCAAUCCGCUUGCUACCCGCUCGCCGCCUACCUCGCCGCCCGCCACAACCGGGCCCACGUCAUCGCUCUCGGUGCUUUUCUAUGGGCCGCCGCCACCUUUCUCGUCGCCAUUUCCUCCACUUUCGCUGAGGUUGCAAUUUCUAGAGGUUUGAAUGGAAUAGGGCUUGCAAUAGUAACACCAGCAAUUCAAUCUCUUGUUGCUGAUUCGACUGACAACAGCAACCGUGGCACGGCUUUUGGAUGGCUACAGUUAACUGGGAACCUCGGUGCCAUCAUUGGUGGACUUUUAUCGGUGUUAAUAGCGGAGACGACAUUCUUGGGUAUACCCGGCUGGAGAAUUGCCUUCCAUUUAGUCGGAUUAAUAAGUAUCGUUGUUGGUAUUUUGGUGUGUCUGUUUGCGAAUGAUCCCCGCUUUUUUGACAGUGAUGGGAACAAGAAAGAUCAGCCUCGAGAUAAGCCCUUCCGGGCUGAUGUGAUGGAACUGAUUAGAGAAGCUAAAGCGGUUUUAAGAGUGCCAUCUUUUCAAAUAUUAGUUGCACAAGGGGUCUCGGGUUCGUUCCCCUGGUCGUCUUUGUCGUUUGCCCCGAUGUGGUUGGAGCUUAUCGGGUUCUCUCACAAGAAAACAGCCCUAAUUUGGACUCUGUUUAAUGUUGCUGGAUCCCUCGGGGGUUUGUUUGGAGGAAAGAUGGGAGAUGUCCUCGCUAAACGCUUUCCAAAUGGUGGAAGAAUAAUUCUUUCACAAAUUAGCUCGGGCUCAGCCAUCCCGUUGGCUGCAAUUUUGCUGUUGGUUUUGCGGGAUGACCCUUCCACGACAUUGACACACGGUUUAGUCUUCUUCAUCAUGGGAUUUACCAUUUCUUGGAACGGUCCAGCAACUAACAAUCCAAUAUUUGCUGAGAUAGUUCCUGAGAGAGCUCGAACGAGCAUCUAUGCGUUGGAUAGAUCUUUCGAAUCAAUUUUAGCAUCCUUUGCUCCCCCGGUGGUUGGGGUUUUGGCGCAGCAUUUCUAUGGUUUCAAGCCAGUUCCAAAGGGAUUGACGAACUCGCAGGAAAUAGAAACAGAUCGAGAGAAUGCUGCAUCGCUUGCCAAGGCGCUUUACACUGCAAUAGGUAUCCCGAUGGCGAUAUGUUGUUUCUUCUAUUCCUUUCUCUAUUGUACAUACCCACGGGAUAGGGAACGGGCUAGAAUGGAUGCGUUGAUACAGUCCGAGAUGGAGCACAUCGAAGCAAGCUACACUGCUGCAAGAGAAGAAUGUACUGAACUUCGGGCUUUAGAAUCCGAUGGGCUGCAAAUAAAAGAGCAAACCGUGAUUAGUUUAGAUUAUGAAGGAGACGAAAGCUUCGAUUUUGAUGAGAAUGACGAGAAAAGGCUUCUUCCCCGUCAACUGGAGUCUUCUGAUUCCGGCAGAUAGACAUAUGAUCUGGUGGACUUAAGCACAUUUUAUAGAUCGCUUUCAAUUACAUUUAUAGUCUGACAUAUAUACAUUACAGGGUAUAUCGAAGCACGGUGAUAUCUAUGUUCAAAUUCACGCUUGCUUGAUCGGGCAAUGAGGUUCGUUACUCUUCCUAAACUCUUUAGUUUCUCGUGUUUAUAUGUAAAUUGAUACCCUUUAUGCUACAAAGGGGGAAAAUAUGACUAUAUACUAUGACAAUUUCGUGACGAGAAAGAUGCAGAAAGAGUAUAGUGACAAUAUAUGCUUUUUAUCAGAUUCUAACUAUACGAAUUUCUUUUGUUCCUCGAGCUAUGAAUAUUGAUUUUAUUCUGUUAUGGCCAGACAGAAAUUUAGCUAAGAAACCAUGGAAACUUGUCUUUGUUUUUCUCCAGAGAAAAUCCUAAGAUACAGAAAUCUUAUGGUCCCUGGGAAUCUUGUGGCUGUCCUGUUCACAUUUGUGUCUUUUUGGUACAUUGUUUGAAUUUUGUGUUGAACUUCUUCAUGUUAUAUCAAUUACCCUUUUGUACUAUGCAUUGUGUUGCUUUUGAGCUAACGGUUGCUCAACGGAACGAGAAAGAAAACAAGAACAUCAUCUGGAACGAGAAAGAAAACAAGAACAUCAUCUGAUGAGUUUUGAUGUUUUGUGCCCAAACGUUGUUGUGUUUCCCUGUUUGUCACAUCUCAACAUCUUCAGUUGUGAUAUUUUAGAACAUUUACUAACUGUUUUCGGGAUGGAAUUUCAAAGUGGUCAUUUUGAUCGUU
Molecule: messenger RNA, 2372 nt
Organism: Ipomoea triloba (trilobed morning glory)
Lineage: Eukaryota; Viridiplantae; Streptophyta; Magnoliopsida; Solanales; Convolvulaceae
Exons: 3
Coding region: 21-1589 (522 amino acids)
Biological process (GO): transmembrane transport
Cellular component (GO): membrane
Molecular function (GO): transmembrane transporter activity
Source: RefSeq, a predicted model, not a curated record